This is a messenger RNA of Racocetra persica, 396 nucleotides long. Lineage: Eukaryota; Fungi; Glomeromycota; Glomeromycetes; Diversisporales; Gigasporaceae. The record is from the annotation of a GenBank genome assembly.
ACGAUAGAGAAAUUGACGAAUCCACAAUAAAAAUCUUAUGUAAUAUUUCUGAUAUUAGUACUAGAUGGAAUUCUAGUUACUCUUCAUGGAAACGACUUUUACAACUAAAAGAUGCAAUCACAUGGCUAGCAUCCGUGUUACCAUUAAAAAAAGGAAAAGAAAAUCAAAAAGAUGGUCAAAAAUUGUCACAGCUACUUUUAAAAGACUACGAGUGGGAUUUAUUAAAAAGAGUUGUUAAUAUAUUGAAACCAUUUGAAUUUGCAACAACAUUAUUUUCAGGAAGCAAAUAUCCCACCCUUUCAAUAAUGUAUCCCAUUAUUCGUGAAUUACAAAAUAAAUUUAUGGAUGUUAGUUUAGAAUUGAGUGCCGACAACGAAGAUAACGACGAUGAUAAUG